Austrofundulus limnaeus is the source of this 1790-nucleotide messenger RNA. It is a transcript of the gene plpp2a, whose product is annotated as phospholipid phosphatase 2a. The record is from RefSeq and is a predicted model, not a curated record. Gene Ontology annotation, molecular function: phosphatidate phosphatase activity. Lineage: Eukaryota; Metazoa; Chordata; Actinopteri; Cyprinodontiformes; Rivulidae. Gene Ontology annotation, biological process: phospholipid dephosphorylation; phospholipid metabolic process; signal transduction. Gene Ontology annotation, cellular component: plasma membrane. The transcript is spliced from 6 exons. The coding region runs from base 178 to 1041 and encodes 287 amino acids.
GCAGCAGCAGCAGCGCAGCAGGCAGGUAACACCGAGCAGCGGAGCCGGAAGGACGGGCAGGUCCAGCCUUUUCCGAACACGCAGACCCACAGGUGUUUGUGACAACAAGCCUGCCGCCUGCGGUUCACUGAAAGUCCGCGGUUCAUUUAUGAAACAGAGUCCGAAGGUGGAGGAAACAUGACGGAGCACGGAAAGAAGCUGCUGCUCAUCGCUGUGGAUAUUGUUUGCGUCUUUGUCGCGGCUCUUCCUUCAGCCAUCCUCACACUGAGGUUCAAACCUUACCACAGAGGGAUCCACUGCGAUGACGAGAGCAUCAGCUACCCCUACAGGAGAGACACCAUCACACAUGGCACCAUGGCUGCAGUCACCAUCACCUGCUCCUUAGUCAUUAUCACUACAGGAGAGGCCUACCUGGUGCACACGAACCGUCUGCGCUCCAACUCCCAGUUCAACCAGUACCUGAGUGCUCUCUACAAGGUGGUCGGGACCUUUCUGUUCGGAGCCGCUGUCAGCACGUCGCUCACUGACUUGGCAAAGUUCUCAAUCGGUCGUCCUCGUCCAAAUUUCUUGUCUGUGUGCGCCCCGGUGAGCUGCAACGGAUACAUGCUGCAGAUCAACUGCACGGGAAAACCUCGCAACGUGACCGAGUCCAGGUUGUCGUUUUACUCUGGCCACUCAUCCUUUGGGAUGUAUUGUAUGCUCUUUCUGUCGCUGUACAUCCAUGCCAGAAUGAAGGGGAAGUGGACUAGACUGGUCCGACCCACCAUCCAGUUCUUCCUGGUGUCGUUCUCUCUUUACGUCGGAUACACGCGUGUCUCGGACUUUAAGCACCACUGGAGCGACGUCCUGGUGGGCCUGCUGCAGGGGGCACUCAUCGCCGUGCUCACGGUUCGAUACGUGUCGGAUUUCUUCAAGCAGCGGCCCUCGCCCUGCACGCCGGCAGAACAGACCGAGGAGGAGCAGCUGGAGCGCAAACCCAGUCUGCAGCCGUCCGACUCGCAGCAAGGAAACCAUUACAGGUGUUCCACCGCACCUGUAUGAGUUCCCAGCAGCUCCGUUACCUAAAGGACUGACGAAAGUGUUCUCUCUAUCGCUACAACUUCACUGAUUCCUGAAACCUGUUGGGACAGAUACUCCACGGUGUUUUUUUUUUUUUUUAUAGUCUGGGUGUGUUGCAAAAAAGUGUCCCAGAUUGACUGUGUGUGUGAUUUUUGUGAUAUAAAUGUGUUUUUAUGUUCCCAGUGAUUCCAUUUCCAGCUUUCAGAUUUCUGUGGCUGCUUCAAAAUUUCAUUCAAAGUGGCGAAGCGGCCUGCAGACAUGGUUUCCUCGUCGCUCCAGUCAGAGCUGAAUGUACCGUACCGUCUCUGACACUUCUUAUCUAAUUCAUUAUUAGAAACACAACACUUGUACUUAAUGACUUUAACUCACCUUUUCUAAUGAGAUUAUUGUGUGAAUUACUGACAUGUUUAUCUUUUUAUAGCCACUGUAAAAAAAAUUGUAGCUUUUUAAAAAAAAUGAUUAACCACGUUUUUCUAACUUUUGUUUGUUUUUACUGGAAAACGAAGGCGGACUGCUGGCACAUUUAUUUUCUGUUUUAUAUCAAAUCUUGCACAAAGUAAAUACCUUCUCAAAGCUCUUCCCUCCCCUUUCAUUACUGCAUAACGUGUUGUGAAACUACACGCUGACGUCGCUUCUUUCAGUCAGUUUGUGUGAAGUUUUUUUUAAUACAUGUGGAGUAUUUGUGUGCGCUUCCUUCAGCAGCAGGAAGAUGAUAAAAACAUUCAUGGUGA